Phytomonas sp. EM1 is the source of this 624-nucleotide messenger RNA. NCBI's taxonomy places the organism in Eukaryota, Euglenozoa, Kinetoplastea, Trypanosomatida, Trypanosomatidae. The record is from the annotation of a GenBank genome assembly.
AUGUAUCACCGCGAGGCAUCUGGAGGCCUGAAGCGUAGUGAUCGUAAUACCGACUCACUUCGCCGUGGCCGAGAUGCGAACGUUUCCCUGUCGGCCUUUAGCUUCCUAUUCUCCGAAAUGUGCUCCCGCGCGUUUACUCACCCGACCCGUGUUCGCAACCUUGAGGAGGUGGAAUCUCGUUUAACCUCGCUUGGGGUUCACGUCGGAACUCGACUCGUGAUGCUGUCGUUCCUUCGCGAUUCGUCCGAGCUCCAGCGGCGUCCGCUCACCGCCCUGGCGGCGCUGAAGCUUAUCCAAGAGAGGCUCUGGCCGCGGUGGUUUGGUCGACCGGCGGACGAAAUACAACGCGAGGCCAACUCAGACCGCUUUUUUGUCUUCGAUGCCAAUCCGUUAGUGCUGAGGUAUGUCAACCCAUCGCCGGAUUACCUUGACAAUGAAGGGCAUUGGAAUGUAAAUUAUGCGAGCUUUAUGGGUGGCAUCAUGCAGGGUGCCCUGCAGUCCAUGGGAUUUGACUGUGAGGUGUUGACGUACCAUCAGCCAGAUCCGGCUAAACCGCACCAGUCUUUGUUUGUUAUUGACUUUGCGAAGCACGUGUGGGUUAGGGAGCAGCAAACCCGUAUCUAG